Lineus longissimus is the source of this 3673-nucleotide messenger RNA. Its product is annotated as vesicular glutamate transporter 2-like. The record is from RefSeq and is a predicted model, not a curated record. Gene Ontology annotation, molecular function: neurotransmitter transmembrane transporter activity; L-glutamate transmembrane transporter activity. The coding region runs from base 704 to 2395 and encodes 563 amino acids. The transcript is spliced from 16 exons. Gene Ontology annotation, cellular component: synaptic vesicle membrane; excitatory synapse. Gene Ontology annotation, biological process: regulation of synapse structure or activity; synaptic transmission, glutamatergic; monoatomic anion transport. Lineage: Eukaryota; Metazoa; Nemertea; Pilidiophora; Heteronemertea; Lineidae.
AUUUAGGCCUUAAACAGAGCUCGGGUACAGAUCGAUUUUUAUUAUUUGCUCUUGCUCAACUGUGCUUAACCUCAUUCCGUGGGGAUUGGUCACAUGUGUUUCCUUAUUAAAAGGGUAAGCUGAUAUCUAUGGUGUGACGAGGUUGGUUUUGUGUUCGGCGUUGUUUCAUCCUGCUGCAUCUACCUCGGUAUAGCCCAACGAGGACAUCUGGUUAACCGAUAAGCAGUAUUUCAAAUUUGGAUACGGGCAACACAAGCGGGGUAACCUUGAUCAUCUCCAGUUUUGAAUGUGACUUAAGGAUAAACGUGACAACCCCUUUCAAGACUCGAUACGAUAGUGUAGGUGGUGUUGCCAAUCUUUAAGCCGUCGGGACACUGUCAACGACUUUUUCAAGGGUAUUCAACGGGGAGAGGUGUCUUCUGGACAGGGAGCGAGUGUCGAGAUUUCCAGGUAAAAUUUGGUUGCCAUCUGCAGUGCCGGACCACUUAAGAAUUCUGUUUACCUGAUAGAAUCGAGGAUGACGUGAAUGGAGGCCGUAAAUGGUGAGGUAGUGGAAUACAGGGACAAGCCACACAGUGCCUAAGAAUUGAUUUUGAACGUAUAUGGAGGCAAGAUUACCUGGGUUGAGGGAUCGAAGGAUAUGAUCUCACAAAGGACGGACUAUAGAAAAACUAUUUCAUCACUGUAAUAUUUCUCAUUCGUCAUGACUGCUGAAAAAUCCGAACAACCCAAGAAGUCCGAGAAGUCUGAGAGUGAGGCGGCAAACUUGAUCAAGAGGAACCGACAAGAAUGCGCCUGCCCGUGUUACUGUUUGCCAAAGCGCUACAUCAUCGUAGCGUUGUGUUUCUUUGGUAUGUUCGUGAUCCAUGCCAUGAGAGUCAAUGUGGCCGUUGCCGUGGUCACCAUCUUGGAUGCUGAGGCACAUCUAAAAGUGGGAUCGAAAAAGGCUCAGUUGACGCCAACCAAUACAACAAAUUCAACUCUACCUCAAGUCAACUGGGACUCCCGGAUGGUCGGUUUCCUCCAUAGCAUUUUCUACAUUGGCUUUCUGAUCACCCAAAUCCCGGGAGGAUUCCUUGCAACAAAAUGUCCAGGUCACAAGAUCUACGGGGCGUGCAUCCUGACCUCCGCGUCACUGAAUCUCUUGCUUCCGGUUGGAAUAUCCGAGGUCGGGUAUGAGUUCACUUGCGCUGUUAGGUUUCUACAAGGCCUCAGUGAGGGUUUUAGCUUCCCAGCUCUCUACUGUAUACUACGUCACUGGAUCACGCCCUCUGGGCUGAGCAGUAUGGCCUCAAUGACCGUGACUGGGGUAUACGCUGGCGCCAUCUUCGGGUUUCCCAUAUCAGGGUUCAUCACACAUUACACGGGAUGGCAAUACGUCUUCUAUAUAUUUGGUGGAAUCGGAAUCGUAUGGUUUCUAUUCUGGCUGAUGCUGGCGUAUGAGAGGCCAGCAUAUCAUCCUUAUAUAACUCCAGAAGAACUGAGCUACAUUGAGACGAGUCAGGGCGAGACCGCGAUUGUAUAUCAGGACGAGAAGAUUCCAUGGCGUGCCAUCCUCACCUCAGUGCCGGUCUUCGCUCUCUGCGUCGCCCACUUCGCUCGAAGUUGGAUGUUCUUCCUUCUUCUCACAAACGAGCCAACCUAUUUAAACGUUUUCGGUUACAGCAUAGCACAGAACGGUGUCUUAUCCGCCAUACCUCAUGUCAUCAUGGUGAUCAUGUCCGGCAUGAGUGGUCACAUUGCUGAUUGGUUAAUACGAAAUCCAAUGUUGUCUACCACUCAAGUUAGAAGGCUGCUCACGUGCGUGGGUUUCGGUGUUGAGGGGUCGUGCUGUUUAUUCCUUUCAUUUAUAGAGAAUGGAAACUUAGCCAUGAUCUUCUUAUCAGUCGGUGUGGGAUUCAGUGGGAUCUGCACAUCAGGUUGGCAGAUCAACCACUUGGACAUCGCCCCACGGUAUGCCAGUGUCUUAAUUGGGUUGUCUACGGCAUUCGGGACAAUAGGGGGUAUCAUGGCUCCGCUUAUUGUCGGCCUUAUUACUUAUAAGCAGGGAGAACUUUUUAAGUUAAUGCCGAAUGACCCCGACGUCCGCCGCGGGACGAUCUUUACGUGGCAGAUGUCCUGGCUCCUGACUGGUCUAGUCUUAUUUCUGGGAGCGAUAUUUUAUGGGCUCUUUGGAUCAGGCGAAAAACAGAGCUGGGCUGUGCCAUCUCCGGGUUCGGUAAAGAUAGCUUCACCAGUGAAUCCAGUGGCCACUCCUCCUUACUCUACGGUUAAGGCCCAAGUUGGAGAGGACGACCCGAAGGCGGAGAGCUCGGGAGACGAGAAGACACCCAUUGCAAAUGGCGUUGAGGCUGACGGGUCGAGGAAACGCUACGGAUCAAAUAAGACCGAAUAAAGUGGCAUGUUGUAUUUCACACCAAGUCGAAUCGUGUUGGAUUCCCCCCCAAAAUGCCGUUACUUAGAAAUGGACAGAUAUCGGUCUAUCCAGUGGUUUCAAUAAUGCUCCCACCGUCAUAUGACGGAGGUCUGGAGUAAAGAAAGCCUAAAUCUCAAGAUGUCAUGACUGUCGGGGUCGGCGUAAUGCAGUAGCCUCAUGUAGUAAUCAUCGUAAUGUAUUUUGUCCUUGAUUGGUCAUCCCAGAUUUCAGGGAGCUGUGACAAAGAUGCGCCAGGACUUUGGUUGUGGUGAUUGUUGUCACAUGUCAGAGGGGAACGUGCAAUCCAGCCCUGUGGUUCUCAAAAAGCUUAGUAUCAAAUGAAUGUGUAAUAGUGUGCUACUCAAUUUGUCGUUCGUAAGGGUUGCAAAACCUUCUUGGUCUCUCUGUGAUGGUAGCGUGGUGUACAAUAUCGUUUAUGUAUCGGGAUCUGAUUGUACACAGCGUCUUGACAUUCAGGAUGCCGAAAUAAUUUCGGGUUGAGGACGUAUGGACGCCAAUAAACAGCGGAGGAGAGAUCUACCUAACGCAAGUGUUCAUAAAACACUUUUGUAGCGAUCCCCGGAUGACCGGUGAAGAGAAAAUCACAAGUGGUAAGAAUAGCAUUCCGCGACGUUACUAUUUAUAGCUCACAAGGUCAUUUGAAUAAGAUAUUGAUGACGUUUUAGUCACGUGACAGUCGGACAUCGACACUUAUUUCUACGCAUUUGAGCUUAUUUCAAAGUCAAUUAUCUUUGACCCUGCAUUGUUUUUAGCAUGAAUGAUACCAUAGAGUCAGAGAGAGAAAUAUUUAGAACAAUUAUGUAGUAUUUACAACACUCGGACAUGUGGCAGAUUGAAUCUAACUGCCCCAGUUAGAAAGCCUGAAUCCAUUACGAAACCGCAUAUUGCCUGUAAUUCAGCGAUGGGGAAAUAGAGGGCAGCAGCUGCAGUGACGUCAUCUUCGCGGAAUGCUAUUGGCCCAAAUCACCCCCAUAUAUAUCCAUAGCGAAAGGGGUGUUUGGGAUAUGAGGCAACACAGAGGGUCACUUUGCACAUCAUUUUGAGGUCUUUGACAACCUUUAUCAAUUGCAAAGCGAGGGGGAGGCAACUGUUAUGUAGAUUGCAGACAGAUAUAUUUUCAUACAAAACUUUUAAAAUGAAUAAAAAAAUGUGUAACUCUUUUGGUGUGUUAUAGGCUGUACAGUGUUUGCUUUUCGUCUUGUGCCAAAUAAAAAUGAUAUGCCAAAACAUUGAGGC